AUGAAGCAUAACGACCGACCGCGUAACAACCAGAUCACAGAUCAGCAGGAGGGUGGGCAGCGAGCUACAAGUCAUGAUGCUGACCAGAAUCACCCCAUCCCCGUGACUGCUAUGGUGAACUGCUUGGCCACCGCUGCUGGCUGUCAGCUGGUUGGCAGCUGUGACAUCCACAGUGAGAAAUCCUCAUUUGCCACUCCAGGUGUGAACAUUGGGCUCUUCUGCUCCACCCCAGGGGUGGCCUUGGAGAGAGCAGUGCCUUAAACCGUCCACGUUUCCUCCCCAGAAAUGCUUUUUACUGAGGAGCCCAUUUCUGCUCAGGAGGCCUUGCUCCAUGGGCUGCUCAGCAGAGUAGUGCCGGAAGAGCAGCUGGAGGAAGAGACCAUGAGACUCAAGGAGGAUAAGAUCGCCUCCUUGAGCCGUCCUGUGGGGUUGUUGGGGUCUUUGGCCAAGGCCGCCUUCUACAAGCAAGUGUGCGAGGACCUUAGAACAGCCAACCACCUCGCCCCCCCCCCCCCGACCAUGGUCAACAACGUGGCCCUGCAAGAUGGGCAGGAGGGAAUCAAGGCCUUCAUCCAGAGGACAAAACCCAUCUGGUCUCACUGA
This is a messenger RNA of Myotis lucifugus (little brown bat), 603 nucleotides long. It is a transcript of the gene ECHDC3, whose product is annotated as enoyl-CoA hydratase domain containing 3. Gene Ontology annotation, molecular function: hydro-lyase activity. The record is from RefSeq and is a predicted model, not a curated record. Gene Ontology annotation, cellular component: mitochondrion. Lineage: Eukaryota; Metazoa; Chordata; Mammalia; Chiroptera; Vespertilionidae.